UUUCUGUUUGAAACUAGACAAGCAUCACUCAUUUCAACUCAGUAGCCUCACAAUUGACAAUUUUCGAACACAAUUAUUUUUUGACGAAGCUGUUGUAAUUUGAUCAUUCUAAAUUACCAUAUAAUGCAGCUUUUUAACUGUAGACUUUUUGAGCUUAUUGCGAUCUUUCUCGGGGUUUUCAACGCGCUAAAUGACACUGAUUUUGCUAACGGAGUUGAGCAUGAAGUUAGACUUCUUCGGAAACUGGAAAAAGUUCUGCCAAAAUCCUUUCCGCCGGCCGAUAUGAUAAAUCGAACUGUACUUGCAUUCGUUGAUAUCAACCAAAUUUCCGACGUGAACGAAAAAGAUGGCUAUUUGACCAUUCAGCUGUGGAUAUACUGUCUGUAUAUGACACCCUCGGCUUCUUGGAACCCCGAAGACUUCGGAAACAGGUCUCAGAUUACGGUGCCUCAGAAUACUUUUUGGAUGGCAGACAUAAACGUGCUGAAUGCACUGCAGGUGAAAUAUGAGUCAUUUGACAGACAGAUUGUGGACUCCUGGGGGGCAGUGGCCUUCUGGGCGUCUCUGGUGACCAUGAAUGUGGCCUGUUCUUUUGAGAUCUCUCUCUUCCCCUUCGAUCAACACCAGUGUGACAUCACUAUUGGUGCCUGGAUCAUGCCUCAGAGGAUUUAUAAUAUCCGUCCUCUGGGCAAUGAUGAAGACCUUGAUGUCGUUCAUGUACCUCUUCGGUUCUAUAGGGAAAACGACGAGUGGGAUCUGCAGCGACCUGUUCAUAUCAGCAUGAAAGAGCGCACGUGGAAUGAUGGUGAUGAAGAUAAAAUGGACAGUUUAAUUGUCCAUCUGAAACUCAAACGUCGGCACCUUUUCCACGUCAUUAUAUUCGUCGUCCCGAACGCUCUGCUUUACCUGUUGUCGGGUCUCGUGUUCGUUAUCCCAGUGGAGUCGGGUGAGAAAAUCUCGUUCGCGAUUACGAUCCUCCUCGCCCAGUUCGUGUCUCUCGGGACUAUCUCGGAUCUGCUCCCCUCCAGUUCUCUCAGUUUCCCAAAAAUUGGAUACUUCUGCGAGGCUGCUAUUUGCCAUAUGACAUUGGAUACCUUUCUCGCUAUUAUUGUAGUGAAGUGUCACUUCGCCCAUGGGACUCAUCGGAUGGGUGUCCGAACCAGGCGCCUCAUCUCAAGCAACUUCAUGAAAGUAUUCGGACUGCUACCGUGUCCCAAGAAGAAGUCAUUUCCUGGAAGCGAUGAGUCACACUUUAAGGAGCCGCCACGUCAUCUGGAGAAACAACCGAAUGGCGAAUCCUCAGGAACUACUACGUCAUCCAAAUGGUUGUCGGGUUUAAAAGGUCAAAAAAUAUCGUCAUCUGACAUGAGCAGUGUCCAGGAAAAGCUCCGAAAUGCUGUGAAGCAAAUUGAGUUUCUGGAAAGCGAAGAAAAUGCGGAGUAUCUGUGGGCCUAUUUUGGAAAAUUUUUGGAUAGAGUAUUUUUAUAUGUGCACACUGUACUCACAGUAUUUGUAAUUUUGUUCUCCUUAUUCUAUCAAGCAUAAAAGGCAUUCUUGCAAAACACAAAAAUAUGAAAAAAUAGCCUAAAUUUUGAUUUGCA
Molecule: messenger RNA, 1601 nt
Organism: Symsagittifera roscoffensis
Lineage: Eukaryota; Metazoa; Xenacoelomorpha; Acoela; Convolutidae
Product: neuronal acetylcholine receptor subunit beta-3-like
Exons: 5
Coding region: 124-1545 (473 amino acids)
Biological process (GO): regulation of membrane potential; monoatomic ion transmembrane transport; signal transduction
Cellular component (GO): neuron projection; plasma membrane; synapse
Molecular function (GO): excitatory extracellular ligand-gated monoatomic ion channel activity; transmitter-gated monoatomic ion channel activity involved in regulation of postsynaptic membrane potential; transmembrane signaling receptor activity
Source: RefSeq, a predicted model, not a curated record